AUGAGCAGGAAGAAGAAUAUCCUGAAGCACUUGCGCUCUGGCUUAUAUCGUACAUCAACAAGAACUAUUCUUUAUGGAUUCAGCUUACUUAGUGCAAAUAAUUCAGCAAACAGUAAUGAUGGUGAUGCAGUCCUGUUGAACGUUCGCUUUGUUCCAAGCACUGAAAAUCUCCACUCGGAAUUUUGCAAAGUUCCUAAACUAAGUUCGCCAACUGAUGAAGGUUUGGCAACAACCAUUAACCAAGGAAGUUCAAAUCAGCAUUCGGUUAUCAAAGACAAUAUACAAAUAAAAGACGGUGAAAGCAUGCAAGGACCAUCUGUUAUGAUUCAGUCGAAUUCUUAUAAUUUUAACCCACUUCACAUUGAUAUUGAUAAUUAUUUGCUCGCAGUACGUGCAGCAGUCACUGGUGACGCACUCCAUUUGUUAUACCUGACCAAUGUUUUGAAAGUGUCUGUUAAUGCAGCGAAUUUGCAAGGAAUGACUUUACUUCACUGGGCUACUGCAAAUGAUCACGUCGCUAUUGUUCAACUAUUAUUGAGUCUUGGCGCCAAUUCCCGACUUAUUACCAAAAAAGGUCGUUCUGUACUCCACACCGCUACUUAUAAUGAUGCCGCACGUUGCUUAAAACUGUUUCUAGAAAUUUUUUUUGAACAAGAAAAGAUGCGUGACUUUAACGGCGAUAAUUUAUUGCAUUUGGCAUGCAGACUGCGCAAAAAACGUUGUUUAAAAAUUAUAAUAAGUUUCAUCAUAAAAUAUUUCGGAUGGAUACUAGUGGAAGAGAUGCUGCAACAGUGCAAUCAAGACAAUCAAACACCAGUACAUGUGGCGUGUCUUUGGAAUAGUGUAGAAGCCGCAAAUUUGUUACUUACUGAUAAUCUUAAUAAAAUCUUUCGCAAAGUCUAUAAUUCCGUGAAAGGAUCUGUCGCUGUAGUUGCUCUUAAAAUGGCAUCAAAACGAACGCUGUUCUGGCGAAUUGGACGAGGCACAGUGCUGCACGAAAUGGCGACAAUGAAGUGCGGUUUUGCUUGUUUCACUAAAAAUUCUUCAUCUUUAUUGGAAUAUGAUAAUAAACUGGCAGCAUGUACGAUGACUGAAAUUUUCGAAAAAAGAUGUCCUGAAUGUGAAAAAGCACGGUUGGAGGUAAUUAAGAUAAUUAUGAGGUGCUGUCCUGAGCUUGUCCUCUUGCGAGAUGUGUUUGGACAAACAGCGUUGAUGUGUUCAGUAAUCAGUGAUGCAGUUUCACUUACUAAAGCUCUUUUGGUUUAUAAAGGUGGAAGAAAGCAAUGGUUAAGUAAGCAAUUGAAGUCUGUAGAUCCGGAUUUCCGCACAGCACUGCAUCAUGCAGCGGCGGGAGGUAGAGUGCUUCAAGUGGUGCUACUUUUGGAAUGUGGUGCGACAGUAAAAGGACAAGACAGUUAUGGUGCAACUCCGAUGCACUAUGCUGCUGUCCGUGGAUUCUGUGCUACACUUAAGCUCUUGUAUAAAGCUAAUAAAUAUGAUGAUGAACUCCGUACAAAUGAUGGUCACAGCGCAUUUAUGUGGGCAGCAAUGCAUGGUGUCAGUAUCUCGAUACAUACUAUGAUCGACGCAAAUCCAGUAGUAAAUCAGGAGGACUGUGACAGUUAUGGUUGCACUGCACUUCAUUUAGCUGCAGCAGGUGACCAUGUUGAGGUCAUCAACACGUUACUCUUGCUUAAAUGGAAUGCUGAGAAGCGAAACAAACUUGGUGAGACUCCUCUUGCAGUAGCGGCAAAAAGUGGUAGUGCAGGAGCUGUACUGUGUUUUCUUCACGCUGGUGUUGACUUCUUCAGUCAAGACAAGUUCAACAACACAGUUCUUCAUAUGGCGGCAAAUUCAGAUAGCAAGAAGGAAACCCUCCAUCAACUUCUUCAUUAUCUAAAACAUUCAUCUUUGUUAAACAUGCGAAAUAAUAUGGGCCAAACUCCACUACAUUGCGCUACUGAACAUAAUGCCCUGCAAUGCGUACGAUAUUUGUUAGAAUGUGGGGCAGAUCCUCUGAUAAGGGAUAAUCGUGGAUGGGAUCCUCUAAUGGUUGCAGUACGACAAGGUUGCUGGUCUACAAUCAUUUUAAUGCUGAAGAAUUCAUCAAAUAUCAAUUGCUAUUCGGCUGCUGACAAUCAAACAACGUUAUCACUAGCUCUAGAAAGGAAAAACUAUAUUCUCGCCUCAUUUUUAGAAAAAAAUGGCGCACUGUUGGCUAGUGAAAUACAGGAUACGGCUGCACGAAUGUACGACUUAUUUCUAGCGGAUUUUUACGCAGACUCAUAUCCUUAUUUUAAUUCGGUUCAUCAAAACUAUCAACUACCACUUAAUGAAAAGCCACACGAAUUCAACGUUGGUAUCGCGGCCGAGUCACUUCUCGAUGUCACCGGCAUUCAACACAAACACACAUACUUGAUGGAAUCGCCUUUUCUUCAUCAUCACAAUAACACUCACUUUAUAGUUGCAGAUAUUUGCUUUCAUGAUAUUUCCGGACGGAUCUAUAAUGUUUAUCACAUUUCAUACUAG
This is a messenger RNA of Brugia pahangi, 2529 nucleotides long. Lineage: Eukaryota; Metazoa; Nematoda; Chromadorea; Rhabditida; Onchocercidae. The record is from the annotation of a GenBank genome assembly.